Messenger RNA from Plasmopara halstedii, 2277 nucleotides. RefSeq names its product methyltransferase-like protein 13 isoform x1. Bases 1 to 2277 code for a protein of 758 amino acids. The transcript has a single exon. Gene Ontology annotation, molecular function: S-adenosylmethionine-dependent methyltransferase activity. NCBI's taxonomy places the organism in Eukaryota, Oomycota, Peronosporomycetes, Peronosporales, Peronosporaceae. The record is from RefSeq and is a predicted model, not a curated record.
AUGACCUCGACGAAAGCUCACGAAUUAUUACCGUACAAAGCCGAGGAAUUCCGCAAGCAGGAAUACUGGGACCAUUUUUUUCAGAAACGUGGCGAAAAGGCGUUUGAAUGGUAUGGAGAUUAUAACUCACUGCGUUCCGCGCUGCAGUUUGUGCUAAACCUUCCCGAUAAAGCGCCGCCAUCUUUGUUACGUCGACUUAAGGCUAAAUUGCGCGUGCUGGUUGUGGGCUGUGGUAACUCGGCGCUUAGUGCAGAUCUAGCGGCUGAUGGUUUUUCGAAUUUAUGCAGUGUGGACUUUAGUGAGCUUGUUAUCAACGAAAUGCGGCGCAAACAUCCUUUACUUCAGUGGCAGGUGAUGGACAUGACAGAUAUGCGCACACUGGAGGACGCUAGCUUCGAUUUAGUCAUGGAUAAGGGUGCCCUUGAUGCUUUAAUGGCCGAAAAUACGGCUGAGAUUAAACAAGACGCCAACAAGAUGCUACGAGAAGUACGACGUGUGCUCGCUCCGGGCGGCCAUUACUGUUGUGUCACCAUGGCACAAGACUUCAUUCUACACCACGUUCUCAGUUUUUUUAGCAUGAAAGAUGAAACAGAGACAGAGCCGACGCACUGGAGCGUAGGCGUACAGGAACUUCCGCAUGAUAGGCGCAAACCAUUUGUUCCAUUUCUUGUAGCGGCGCUUAAGUGUUCAAAGUCAGAUCAAAAGACAGCGAAAAAAGCGCAGUAUGACGCUAAGCAAUUUGUCAGUGAAGUUGGCGAGGUACGUCUACAGUGGCUAACGCACGAGGUGGAAGCCACGCAAUGGUUUGCUAUGAAACAGAUGGCGCUACGUCAGCUAGAGGUCGGACGACAGGAGACGAUUGAACUUAUUGCCAAUAAGGUAGACGCGACCAAUAAGAUAGGUCAAACGAUCAGCUCGCAUAGUCAAGUCAAUCCACGUUUCACAUUGCGUUUAGUCGAUGUCUAUAUGCGCGGACCAAAUGGCAGCUGUGCAGUGUUUUUAAUUCCGCAAGGUCGUGAGCAUGAGUGGAUGUUUUCGACGGAGGAGGGAGCGAACGAACUUGCUGCUGGAGCUGGAUUCAGUCGCCUUAUUAUUGUCGCACUUGGCCGUAAUGGUCACGACUUUGAGAGCACUGCCAAGGUGCAGGAAGAGCUCAAUGCUAAGGUGAUGGAAUUGGCUCCUGACACACUAAGCCCGGAUGAGAUGAUUCCGUAUCUGACGCUAGAAGAAGGUCUUGGUUCGCGGAACAUUAUACACCGGGGUGCAUCAUCACUCAGCGGUGCAUUUUUCGUGGAGGAGACUGCGGAAAACGGCGAAACGCUGCGUCGUCUAGUAUUUCUCUCCAAUACUAAUGUUAUACAAAGUGAGGUGAAAGUAUUGCCUUGUGAUAGUACUGCAUCUGCCGCUGCUGCCAAGUUGGCUCCGUCUGAGUCUUCCGCAGUUGAUAAUUCUAUCGACAUGACAUUCGAAAAGAAUGCAGCUGAACCAAGCAUGAACAAGAAGAAAAGAUCGAAGAAAAAAAAGAAAGCGCAGGCCAAAGUGGCUGGCGUGGACACUUCUUUCUUGGCGUUUGAGUAUCAUAAGGGCAUGGUUGCAUCGCUGCACGCGGCUUCAUUGUCUUCCAGAUUAUCAAUCGAAACUCCGCACCACAGUUUGGUGCUUGGUCUUGGUGGUGGCUGUCUGGCACAAUACUUGCAUGAUAAUAUCCCAGGUAUGCAUGUGACGGCAUGUGAGUUGGAUCCAACGAUUGUAACAGUGGCAAAGCAAUACUUUGGAUUCAAGCAAGACCAGCGAAUGCGCGUAGUUGUGGCUGAUGCACUGAAAUACGUAGCAGAGCAAACUAUGAAUGCAAAGAAGCCGAUUUUCAAUUCUAUCAUUGUGGAUGUGGAUGCCAAACAGCGCGAUGUAGGCAUGAGUUGUCCGCCGGUAAGCUUCGUGGAAGAGACAUUUCUGACUCAAGCUCACAGCUUGCUCGCCCCCCGUGGUGUGCUCCUUAUCAAUGUUUCCUGUCGAGACAGCAGUUUGUACAAGAGUAUCAUCGCGCGACUGCGUCGUGUCUUUUCAGGCUCGCGUGCCGUGCUGCAAUUAAAGCCGAGCGAGCAAGAUGUGAAUAGCGUGGUUUUUAUUCGUAAGGCUGACUCAAACGAGCCCAAUGCAACGACGCUAUUGCAACAGCUGCAUGGAUAUGGUCGCCAGCGUGAUCAGACGCAGAGUGCACUACAGUAUGUUGACGAUGAGCUGUGCGAACUUAUUCAAGGCAUUCAAAUUAUCAAGUAG